Messenger RNA from Penicillium bovifimosum, 1044 nucleotides. RefSeq lists its product as uncharacterized. The transcript has 3 exons. The record is from RefSeq and is a predicted model, not a curated record. Gene Ontology annotation, molecular function: oxidoreductase activity, acting on the CH-OH group of donors, NAD or NADP as acceptor. NCBI's taxonomy places the organism in Eukaryota, Fungi, Ascomycota, Eurotiomycetes, Eurotiales, Aspergillaceae. The coding region runs from base 1 to 1044 and encodes 347 amino acids.
AUGCCUCCUGUCGAUACCGGAUCAUUGGUGCUAGUGACGGGUGGGAACGGCUUCAUCGCCGCCCAUUGCAUAGCGACACUCCUGCGAUGCAAUUACCGUGUUCGCGCUACCGUUCGCUCAGCCGAGAAGAAAGCUUUGACACUCCAGGCACUAUCUUCCGCCAAAGUUGAGAACCUGUCACAGCUUGAAAUAGUGGUGGUCUCGGAUCCCACGAAUUUGGGCGCUUUGUCCGUGACACUGUCAGGCUGUCAGGCUGUGGUGCACUUGGCAUCGGCUUUCACUUAUGAUGCUCUUCCGGGUGAAUUUGAAGAGAGGUUAAUGAUACCUGCGGUAAAAGGUACUCAGAUCGUUUGUGAAGCUGCUAAGCUCCACCCUACAGUUCGUCGGGUCGUGGUGAUGUCUAGCUUUGCCAGUGUCUACAAUGCCGAUCUGGGCCUGCAGCCCGGAACCGUGUACACCGAGAAAGAUUGGUGUCCACUGACUUACGAAAAUGGUGUGAAUGCCGCAGCUGUGCCUACCGCAUAUCGUGCCUCAAAGGUAGUCGCGGAGCGGGCGGCUUGGGAGUACGUCCGCGACCAUAGGGUGCAGUUUCAAUUGAUAACUCUAUGCCCGGGAAUGGUAUUCGGGCGAAUGAUUCAUCCUAUUUCAUCUCUCUCUCAGCUGAAUGCCAGCAAUCAGAUUGUGUGGCAGGUUCUGAGUGCGGGGAAGGAUGGUCAAAUUCCACCCACGAAAGCACCUGUUUGGAUUGAUGUUGAAGAUCUGGCUGAGACGACUGUCCGGACAUUGACAUUCUCCGGGGUUGGGCAUGAGAGGUUCUUGGUGACUCAGGGAUCAUAUGACACACAGGAGAUUGCGGAUAUCGCUAGUUCUAGCCCUGUGGCCAGCCGUCGUGUGCCGGUUGGAGAGCCGGGUAAACGCAUUGCGAAUACCCACUACUCGUGUGAUUCCUCAAAGGCACAAAUGAUGCUGGGAAUGAAAUUCCGCAGCCUCGAAGAGUCCAUUCUUCCAUUAGCUGAGCAGCUAUUCAACAUGGAAAUGCAUUGA